This is a messenger RNA of Necator americanus (New World hookworm), 327 nucleotides long. RefSeq lists its product as uncharacterized. The coding region runs from base 1 to 327 and encodes 108 amino acids. The record is from RefSeq and is a predicted model, not a curated record. Lineage: Eukaryota; Metazoa; Nematoda; Chromadorea; Rhabditida; Ancylostomatidae. The transcript is spliced from 4 exons.
AUGCAGCUCAAGUUUGGCCGUGCGUUCGAAUGGGUUGCUAUGCUGUCUGCCCAAUACAUUCCUCGGAAUAUCGAGAUAGAAUGUGCAACUAAGACUGCGAAACAACCUUCAAAUGGAGGGAAACAAAAUGGAACACAAAAUGUGCAAAAUCACUGUAUGUUGUUUUCCACAUGUUAUCGGUCGGUACGUCAUAUCAACGUCAAUUUCUUUGUUAUGGUAUGCCAUAGGCCAGAAGUAGUCAAGUUGACUAAGAAGCUUUCACCAAGGCUGAUUGUUGCUACGAAACAUUUUUGUAGUAUGCUUAAGCCUGCAAAAGAAGAAGCCUGA